AUGUCUGUCAUCUUAUUCUUGUUAUUCUAUUUGAUCCCUUCUACUGUAAGUCAUGUCACCUGGACAUUCCCUGAGGCCAGAUAUCCUCCAUUGGACUUUUUGGACACAGCCAGGACAGUAGGACCAUGCGGAGUCCCAAAGUCCGAUAGAAGUAAGUAAAUCGUUAUAGAAAACAAAAAAAAACAUAAGUAGUACCGACUUAAUUUAAAUUUCCAGGUACUUACACAACAUUGAAAACGGGUACAAAAUACAACGUCACCUGGAGGUUACAGUAUCCCCACCAAGGAGGAUUCCGUAUCAGUCUGAUUGAUUACUUGGGCAAUCAAGUGGAGCAAUUAGCACCUCCAAGAACCGGUUCAGAAGGCAAUUCCACCAGCUUUGAUGGCCUGCAGGAUCAAAGGUUAGUUAUAUUCAAACCGUCUUAACUUAUUUUAUUGCAGUUUGGAGGAUCAUCAAAUUAAAUUUGAUAGUAUUUGUCCCAAUUGUACCUUGGUUUUGGAGAGACAAGCACUGGAAUGGGGUCCCUCAUACAAAUUCAAAUCUUGUGCUGAAGUUCAUGUAGUUGAGAUUGAUCCAAGUCAAGGCAAGGAUUGUAUGGGAAGAGGGAAGAGGGACGACACUGGAUAUUGUGAAUGUAAUAAAGGAUACUCCGGAGAUCUCUGUCAAUAUCAAAAUGAUUGUGAUGGAGAUAAGGACUGCUGGAAUGGUGGAAGAUGUAUUGCCAACGGCAUAUUCCCCAACAAGAAAUCUUGUUUCUGUCAAUACGGAUGGCACGGAAAAGAUUGCAGAGACAGUAUGUUACAGCAAUGUAGCCUUACAACAAUACUUUAGGGUCUGGUCCGCUCUUUAUAGAUGAUACCUGCUUCAAUUACAAUGAAACCGUGGAUACAACUGAUUUCAAAUAUAAUAUGUAUAAUCCCAAAUGCUACAAGGAACAUCAGCUUACCAAAGACGAUUUGUUAUACUCUAGAGUUCUAAAAGUAACCUAACUUCCCUAGCCUUUAUCACAUUUUUAGGACGAGUUGGAAGUAAUUUUGGAUUUCAAAACGGAAUCGUAUGUAGCCUUGGGAUGGAGGCCAACUAAUAUUCCUCGAAGUUGUCGCUUAUUCCCUAAUUUGGACAACAAAAAAGAAGAGAGUUCACAGACAGCGGGAUACGGUACCACGAUGACUUUAUUUUAAAAUCCUUUCAGCUAAAUCUGCACUUGAUGCAUCGUUGCAUGGAAUGGAUUGCACUGACAUCAUCAUGGCAUCUGUAGUGCAUGGAGACUUCCUUCAUAUUGAAGAUAUGUACACCCGGGAUAGAUCAACCCCCAUCUCGGAUAACAUCCUCGAUGGCGAACAAUCAUUGACUACUGCCUAUGGGAUUCAAAGGAAUGAACGGACAAUUGUAAUGUUCAGAAGAGGAAUCAGAGGUAAUUACACGUUAUAAUAUCAGUCAAUCUUCGGCUUUUAGAAAUCGAGCCCUCAGAUCACCCUCUCGGUCCCGGAGAAAUGCAUUUUAUCCAUGCCAAAGGUCAACAACAAGGUUCUUACAAACAUUUCACUCCGUCGGCUCUCGAAAAGAACAAUGUGAGCGUUAAAGACUUCUACAAAGACGAUCAAUGGAGAUAUCACGGAAGUAAGUAAACGAAAAUAAUAUUUUUUAUGAGUCAAAAGACUGACUUUUUUGCAUACAUGUUUGUAAUUUAAUUACAACAUUUAGGUGAAAAUCGAGGGGUCCACAGGAUCGAAUUAGUCAGUCCAAAUGAGAUGACCGCUGGGAAAAGUUUCCUUCUCCAUAAAGUUGAUGUCCUGGAGAGACCCCAUUCGGAUCCAUCUCCCUUCAGAGAUGAAGUCAUCCCUCGACCUCAAGCUUCUUCUACAUCGACAUCAGUAGUGAUUGUUGAUCUCGAAAAGGAGAAUGAGAAUACAAGCGAGACUUUUGGAAGGACAAAUGAAGCCACAAAAACUACAGUUACCCACGAGACACUUACAGUAGAAGACAGUCCCACUACGAAGAAAAGCAAGGUUGGAUUGGUAACUGUUCCAGAGAAGACAAUAUCGGAUAGCACAGAACGUACCACUCCAGAACACACCCAACAAGGAACAACAAUGUCUUCAAAGGCCAUCGAGAAACACAGUCCCACCUCAACGUCCGCUUCCCAAGUCCAUUCCUUAACCAUUACUUUCAUCUUGCCAGUUUUCUUAUUUAUUGUUUUCACGCUUUACCAAUGA
Molecule: messenger RNA, 2216 nt
Organism: Bursaphelenchus xylophilus (pine wood nematode)
Lineage: Eukaryota; Metazoa; Nematoda; Chromadorea; Rhabditida; Aphelenchoididae
Source: the annotation of a GenBank genome assembly